This is a messenger RNA of Calidris pugnax (ruff), 1787 nucleotides long. RefSeq names its product NudC domain containing 3 (gene NUDCD3). Gene Ontology annotation, biological process: protein folding. Lineage: Eukaryota; Metazoa; Chordata; Aves; Charadriiformes; Scolopacidae. Gene Ontology annotation, cellular component: cytoplasm. The record is from RefSeq and is a predicted model, not a curated record. The transcript has 6 exons. Bases 37 to 1104 code for a protein of 355 amino acids.
GGGCCCCGUUGCCGUAAGAGCGGGCACGGAGCUGCCAUGGAGGCCGCGGCCGCGCUCACCGACAUGUACGACCAGGCGCUGCUGGGGAUCCUGCAGCACGUCGGGAACGUGGAGGAGUUCCUGCGUAUCCUCUUCGGCUUCCUCUACCGCAAGACCGAUUUCUAUCGCCUCCUUCUGCGGCCCGGGGAUCGCCUGGGCUUCCCGCCCGGCGCCGCGCAGGCCAUGGCCCUCCAGGCAUUCAAAGUCUUUGAGCGGAUGGCCCGGCAGGAUGAUGAGAAGAGGCACCAAGAGCUGGAGGCGAAGCUAAGAAAGAAGGAGGAGGAGGCUGCGGCUGCUGAGAGGGUGCAGCUGUCCCCUGCAGCUCAGGAGAUUGAGGUUGAGACAACAGCAGAGCACAUCCCAAGUGCUGGGGAAGCUGCGGGGACACAGGAGUCGACCAUAACCCAGGACACAGCCCCCAGCCCUGUGGCAGUGGAGCCCCUGGGUGCUGCUGCCGCAGCAGAGCCCCAGCCAGCAGAACUGCCCACGAGGCAGGAGCAGUUCCAGACAAACCCCGACAGCUACAAUGGGGCUGUGCGAGAGAAUUACACCUGGUCCCAAGACUUCAGUGACCUGGAGAUUAAAGUGCCUGUGCCCAAGCACAUUGUAAAAGGCAAACAGGUGUCUGUGGAUAUCAGCAACAGCACAAUUCGUGUGGCUGUGCUGGAAGGGAGCAGCCAACGUGUCCUCAUGGAAGGGAAACUCACCCACAAAAUCAACACUGAGAGUUCCCUCUGGAGCCUGGAGCCAGGAAAGUGUGUUUUGAUCAACCUGAACAAAGGGGAUGAGUACUGGUGGAACGCUAUCCUAGAGGGCGAGGAGCAGAUUGACAUUGACAAGAUCAACAAGGAGCGCUCCAUGGCCACGGUCGAUGAGGAGGAGCACGCCAUGCUGGACCGCCUCACCUUCGACUACCACCAGAAGCUGCAGGGCAAACCCCAGAGCCACGAGCUGAAGGUGCACGAGAUGCUGAAGAAGGGCUGGGACACUGAGGGCUCCCCCUUCCGCGGCCAGAAGUUCGACCCCUCCAUGUUCAACAUCUCCCCCGGCGCUGUGCAGUUUUGACGGUGGCGAAAAAACCACCAGAAACGAAGCAGGGAGAGGAGAAACCCACCCGGGACCCUUGCACCCAGCACCCGGUGCCUGUGACCCGCUCGCCGUUGGGAUGCGGUGCCGGCAUCCUCCGCUGCCCUCACUGCCUGGCACCAGCACCGCACCGGGCUCGGCGGUUUGAUGUACGUGCGGGGAAACCUGGCGAAUGCAGAUUUACGUCCCAUCACCAAGGCAACCCGAGUGGCUGGGACCCUUCUCCUCUCCUUGCCUCGCGCUGGUGACAGCGCGGUUGUUUUUCAGGAAUAGAUGGAGCUCGUUGGGUGACAUAAUUGUUAUUUCUGGUGGCUGAGGAUGCUUCUUUGCAGGCUUCUGGGGGUGCAGAUCCCUCCCCGCCCUGGCACCGGGCAGCUUUGCCCCUCGCAGGGAGCAGGGGGGCUGCCACCCACAACCCCAUGGCAGGGGGCAGGGGAGGGUCCCUGGCAGGGGGCUAUGGGCCCAGCCCUCAUGGCCACCCGUCCCCCCCCAGUUGCCCCAGAAAUGUCUGGGCUUCCGUGGCGCGGUGCCUGGGGUCUGGGGGGGAGGAGGUGUGAGCCCUGCCUUCCUCCCAGGCCCAGCCCAGCCUUUGCAGCUUCCCAGCAGCCCCCACCGUGGGGCAGUGGGCUGGGGGUCCCCCACCAUCACCACCUGUCCCCCUG